Pimephales promelas (fathead minnow) is the source of this 1136-nucleotide messenger RNA. RefSeq names its product regulator of G protein signaling 20. NCBI's taxonomy places the organism in Eukaryota, Metazoa, Chordata, Actinopteri, Cypriniformes, Leuciscidae. The record is from RefSeq and is a predicted model, not a curated record.
CAUGCGCAUGCGCAUGCGCGCGUGAGGGGGCAUCUCGCGCACAGAACGAGAGCCGUGUGUUCGUCUUUUCUGCAACACACAUGGUGAAAAGAUCCUCUUCUGUCCUGUGGGAACGCGUCUGCUGAGUGGAAAGUGGUGCUGCUGAUGGGCUCUGAACGGGUGGAGAUGGGGGAGAGCACCCCGACCCGAACCCUGGAGCCCGACCCCACACACACCCCGACACGAACCCUGGAGCCCGACCCCACACACACCCCGACCCGAACCCUGGAGCCCGACCCCACACACACCCCGACCCGAACCCGGGACCCGCCACACACUCCGGCGAACGCCUGCUGCUUCUGCUGGUGCUGUUGCUGCAGCUGCUCCUGUCUGACAGUACGCUCUGCUAAGGAGGAAAAAACUAUGACGACGAUCUCAGAAGAACAAGAGGAGGCUGAUAUCGAACAGAUGCCUCAGCUCACCCUGGAGGAGGUCCAGUCGUGGGCGGAGUCAUUCGAGCGUUUAAUGAAAAAUCCUCAAGGCCGUUUGCACUUCCAACAGUUCCUCAAGUCGGAGUUUAGUGAAGAAAACCUGAAAUUCUGGCUCAUCUGUGAGGAUCUAAAGAAACAGACCAACCAAACCACAGUUGAACAGACCGUGAAACAAAUCUACGAGGACUACGUCUCUGUGAAAUCACCUAAAGAGGUGAGUCUGGACUCGCGUGUGCGUCAGGUGAUCCACAACAAAAUGCAGGAUCCGUCCUCGUGCACGUUUGACGAGGCGCAGCUGCAGAUCUACACGCUCAUGCAGAGAGACUCCUUCCCUCGCUUCAUGAACUCCAGCAUGUACGCAGACCUCCUACAGGGCCUUCAGACGCCCAGCGAGUCCUAACACACACACACACAUACAUUAACACACACAAUUCCCUGUAGACCUCGUAGUUUGCACAUCCCAGGUGAUCAGGUCUCAUUUAUAACCAUCGUGUUUUAUACUAUUUGAUUUAUAUAUUCAAAAACAAGGCAAGGAUAGGCUAAUAAAUGCUUUUAAGCGAUGUAAUGUCUUGUACUGUUAAACAUGGACUCAUAGAUGAGGAUAUACAUAGUAAAAAGAGGCGUUGUAAGCUAGUUAAAGGGUUAGUUCACCCAAACAUGAAAAUU